Molecule: messenger RNA, 3825 nt
Organism: Lindgomyces ingoldianus
Lineage: Eukaryota; Fungi; Ascomycota; Dothideomycetes; Pleosporales; Lindgomycetaceae
Product: multidrug resistance protein
Exons: 7
Coding region: 1-3825 (1274 amino acids)
Biological process (GO): transmembrane transport
Cellular component (GO): membrane
Molecular function (GO): ATP hydrolysis activity; ATP binding; ABC-type transporter activity
Source: RefSeq, a predicted model, not a curated record
AUGGAAAACGCUAAAGAGGAAGGAGAGAAGGAGGAGAAGGAGGAAACGGUAUCUCCGAUGAGAGCAUAUCUUAAGCUCUGGUCCUUUGCAUCUCCGCUUGACAUACUCCUUCGGGGUAUUGGCGCGCUCGCGGCUGCAGGCAGUGGAACGGCUGAACCCUUAAUGGCUAUCAUUUUUGGCAAGCUCGUGGAUCUCUUUAACGGCGACCUACCUAUAUCCCCAGAGGAGUUUCGAUCGAAAGUCAAUGAGAAUGCGCUCUACUUCGUGUACUUGUUCGUCGGAAAGUUUGUAUUGGUGUACAUUGGGGCUACCUGUUUCAGUAUCACAUCCUCAAGAAUGACGGCGAAGAUUCGGCUUCGGUACCUUAGAACAGUGCUACACCAGCCGAUAUCCUACUUUGAUAAAACCGCACCAGGCACUAUUGCUACCAGUCUGGCUAAUGACACUAAUAUCGUCCAAGUAGGAUUAGCUGAAAAGCUUGGAAUUAUUUGUCAGGUUAUCUCAAUGAUUCUCAGUUCCUUUGUGAUUGCAUUCACGAAGAACUGGAAGCUCACCCUUGUCACUGCUACCAUUGUUCCUUACAUGGUCAUGUCCACUAUGAUCUUCGGUGCACUCAGUACGCAAACGGAGUCGAAGGGGAAUGAAAUACUGGAUACUGCCGCAGGUGUUGCUGAAGAAGCCCUCAGUAGUAUACUCAAUAUUACUGCUAUGGGAGCAAGCGAGAAAAUGGUGCGUCGGUUCGAUGAGUACCUGAGGAAAUCUUCAACAUUCUUGAAAAGGAUUGGUCCAUACAUGGCUGGGAUCUACGGCAAUAUGUUUUUUGCAAUGAACGCCGGGUACGCACUUGCUCUGUUCUAUGGUGUGAAGCUUGUCUCUAAGGGCGAGGUCACUUCUGGAGGAACUAUUGUUGUUGUCUUGUUCUGUAUGAUUAUGGCAUCUAGUGCUAUGGGUUUCAUUGCCCCUCUGAUACCCGAUUUCUCGAAAGCCGCCGCUUCUGCGGCGCAAAUCAUCAAAAUGAUAGGAGACCCGAAAGAAGGUAAAAAGCUGAAGCCUGAUAGCUCAGGAGUUAAACUUGAUAAUUUGCACGGAGAAUUGGAGCUGAAGGACCUAUCGUUUACAUAUCCGGAGCGACCAACAGUCACUGUCUUGGACAAUAUAAACCUGCGGAUUCCAGCUAAUAAAGUCACUGCAAUUGUUGGUCAUAGUGGAAGUGGGAAGAGCACCGUCGUCGGCCUUGUCGAGCAAUGGUAUGGAGCUAGCAAAGGUUCUAUUCUCAUCGAUGGCCACGACAUUAACAACUUAGACUUGCAAUGGUGGAGGAGUCAGAUUGGCUUGGUGCAACAGGAACCAAUGCUGUUCAAUGACACAAUUUACCAGAACGUGCUCAAUGGGUUGCGAGGAGCCCAGUACAAUAAGCUCUCUGAUUCCAACAAACGGGAGCUCGUGAUUGAAGCCUGUAAACAAGCAAAUGCCCAUAAUUUCAUUGAAUUAUUGCCGAACGGGUACGACACGCCGGCGGGAGAACGUGCUGGCCUCCUUAGCGGCGGACAAAAGCAACGCAUAGCUAUUGCGCGGAGUAUCGUGUCUAACCCUACGAUACUUCUCUUAGACGAAGCCACCUCAUCCCUCGACUCGGAAUCCGAAAGGGCAGUCUCAAUCGCGCUGGAAAAAGCUUCGAGGGGUAAAACCACAAUUAUAAUUGCUCAUAAACUCUCGACAGUCGUCAGCGCCGACAACAUUGUAGUCCUUAGUAAGGGAGUUGUUGUGGAGCAAGGGACGCAUGCAGAACUACUUGCUUUGGGCGGGCACUAUUGCCGUCUACUCCAAGCACAAGGAAACUCUGAAGAAAGCUCGGGACGAGAGACUCCGAUUGAAGAAGAGCAGAUUUCCAAAGCCGUAUCGCGGAAGCCAACACAUCGGUCGACGAAGGCAACGCUGACGGAUAUGGCAGCGGAUAUAAAAUCGCCACUGGAAUCAGAAAAAAUAAGUCGUCGCUACAGCAUACUCUAUUGCAUGUACAAGAUUUAUUCAGAGCAUCCGUCUCUGAUAUGGCCUAGCGUUCUGGGCUUUGUAGCAGCCUUGGUCGGUGGCGCCGCAUUCCCUCUUCAAGCCGUGCUCUUCUCGCGAUUGGUCACCGUUUUCGAGGCUCAAGGACAUGAACUGGAACGCAGAGGUAACUUUUGGGCUUUGAUGUUCUUCGUCCUAGGUCUUACCCAAAUCGUGGCAUAUUUUAUUCUCUUCUACUUCUUGGGUAUUGUUGGAGCAAGACUGGGCAGGAUCUAUAGACGACAGUAUCUCCGUUCAAUGCUCCAACAAGACAUCGGGUUUUUCCAAGCUGGAGGCAACACAUCUGGAGGAUUAACGGCCCUGCUAUCUGCCGACGGGUACGAUCUCACGAUGCUUUUCGCCUCUAACUCCGGCCUCAUUCUCGUCUUCGUAACGGAUCUCCUUAGCUGCUGCAUACUUGCUAUUGCUGUGUAUUGGAAGAUGGCUUUGGUUGCUAUUUUCGGAUGCCUCCCACCGCUCCUUGCGUCUGGUUUCCUUCGAAUGAGGAUGGACUUGACAGCGCAAGACAGAUGUGCACACUCAUUUUUGGAGAGUGCGAGAUACAGCACUGAGGUUGUUUCAGCGAUUCGCACAGUCUCCAGCUUGACGAUGGAAGACAAGGUGGAGAGCAUGUAUCAUCAAAAGUUGCAAGCGGCGACGACUACCUCGACGAGGAGAAUGUUGUUCCAGAUGGCACUGUACUCGUUGUCUGAUACUUUGGCUCUUGCGGGUAAUGCGAUGGCAUUCUGGUACGGAGGCCGACUCAUCUCUUAUGGAGAACUCUCGACCACAAAGUACUUCAUUAUCUUCUCUGCGGUCAUCUUUGGUGGUCAAUCUGCUGGCUUUAUGUUUGGUUUUACGAGCAGUACCAACAAGGCCCACGCGGCAAUGAACCGCAUUCUGUUCCUCACUCACUCGAAGCCACCUAUCAACUCAUCCACAGGUGUUGACCCCAAAUCCUCACCAGUACCUGCGGAUACUCCUACCGUUGAAUUCCGGGACGUGAAUUUCCGAUAUCCGUCUCGACCCACCGUUCCUGUCCUCCGCGGUCUAUCCUUGUCUGUUGCACGUGGCUCUCAUGUAUGUGUCGUGGGGCCAAGUGGGUGCGGCAAGUCCACAGUAGUCGCUCUUCUAGAGCGUUUUUACGACCUUCAGAGCACCUCCGGCGAUGACCAGUAUCACAACUCAGGGGAAAUAUGCGUGUAUGGCCGACCGAUUGCAGAAUGGGACAUCACGAAGCUUCGCAAUAUGAUGGGCCUCGUUGCGCAAGAUACCACCCUUUACCAAGGCACGAUUCGAGAAAACGUUCUCAUAGGAAUUGACGAGAGCAAGCUUGAUUCGGAAGAAAUCGAAUCACGAAUCGACACGGCAUGUAAGCAGGCAAACAUUCGCGAUUUCAUCGUUUCCCUGCCACAAGGAUAUGCGACGGAUAUUGGAGCUAGAGGUGUCGCGCUUUCCGGAGGUCAGAGGCAACGACUUGCCCUUGCGCGGUGCCUUAUUAGCAACCCCGAUAUUCUCCUCUUGGAUGAAGCAACAAGCGCGCUUGACCCAGAGAGCGAAAAGGCCGUUCGAGAGGCGCUCGCCCAGACACAGAAAGAGAGAGAAGGGUUGACCGUGAUAAGCGUUACUCACCAAGUCGAAAGCAUGCGCGAUGCCGAUUGGGUGUUCGUAGUUGACAAGGGGACAGUUGUGGAAGAAGGUAGGUGGGAUAGUUUGAUGUCGAGGAAAGGGAGGCUUUGGGGAAUGGUUGUCCAAGGAGAGGUGAAGGGUGAGGCGUGA